Ctenocephalides felis (cat flea) is the source of this 354-nucleotide messenger RNA. RefSeq lists its product as uncharacterized. The record is from RefSeq and is a predicted model, not a curated record. Gene Ontology annotation, biological process: mRNA 3'-end processing. The coding region runs from base 1 to 354 and encodes 117 amino acids. Gene Ontology annotation, molecular function: mRNA binding. Gene Ontology annotation, cellular component: mRNA cleavage and polyadenylation specificity factor complex. The transcript is spliced from 4 exons. Lineage: Eukaryota; Metazoa; Arthropoda; Insecta; Siphonaptera; Pulicidae.
AUGUUGCGUAGCAACCAGCCUAGUGGUGACCAGGAUAUGAGGAGUAUGUUAGCAAGACCGACACCAGCAGAAAGUACUGCUGCACCAAGUGAUCCUAGAUCUCGUCCUCCUGAGGUAGCCAGGAAUGAUCCACGAUUAGCUAGAGGUAUCAUGCCAACAAGACCUCCUCCAACAAGUAUGGCACCACCUAGACCAGCUCCUGCUUCAAAUGCUCCAACAACUGAUCAGGACAAGACUGCCCUGAUCAUGCAGGUCCUACAAUUAUCUGACGAGCAAAUAGCAUUACUACCGCCUGAUCAAAGGUCUAGUAUUUUGCUCCUGAAGGAACAAAUUGCACGCUCUACUCAGAGAUGA